Molecule: messenger RNA, 1731 nt
Organism: Aspergillus aculeatus ATCC 16872
Lineage: Eukaryota; Fungi; Ascomycota; Eurotiomycetes; Eurotiales; Aspergillaceae
Product: guanine nucleotide exchange factor SEC2
Exons: 4
Coding region: 1-1731 (576 amino acids)
Biological process (GO): exocytosis
Cellular component (GO): Golgi to plasma membrane transport vesicle; cell tip
Molecular function (GO): guanyl-nucleotide exchange factor activity
Source: RefSeq, a predicted model, not a curated record
AUGGCCGAUUUCAUCGCCUUUCACACUUACUAUUCGCGUCAUAACUUCCUCUCACCCUCCAACAUGCUUCCGCGGCCUACCAGCCACAGACGAUCCCUCUCCUCCGAGAAUAGGUCUCUGUCACCCGACAGAACCAUUACGAAAGCGCGCUCUACAAACGAUUUAUCGAAGAUCGUCACCGAGAAACCGACCCCCGGAGUGCGAUCAUCCAGUGUGGGGAAUUUUCCAGACAGCAACUUCAAUACCCUUAAGGAUCCGAGACUUGCGAGCAGCGCGGAAAGCUCGGAAACCGCAUCCACCACCCAGUCGCAUCACCCCGAUCUCAGCAAUGAAGUCGCAGCUCUAAGUGUUAAACUUGUUCAGGCGAUCAACAACCAAACCACGUUAGAUGACAGCUUAGUUGCCACCCGCCAGGAACUCGAGCAAGCUCAGAAAAAGAUCCGCUCUCUCGAGUCGGAGAACGACAAAUACCGGCGCGACGUUGAGCAGGAAGUACUAAUCAAGAAAGCCGAUGUCGAUUACGAAAUGUUGCGCCUACAGGCCGCCUUGGCUGAAGAGAAGGCCCAGCGCGCGCUUGCAGAGAAGGAGAAGAAAGGCAUCGAACAAGAACUAGAGACUUUGACUGCUGCUCUGUUUGAGGAGGCCAACAAGAUGGUCGCAGCCGCUAAACUCGAGCGUGAAGCAGUAGAAAAGAAGAACGAGCAAUUACGUGCUCAGGUCAAAGAUACCGAAGCACUCCUCGCAUCGCAUCAGGAGCAACUUGCCGAAUUGAAAUCUGUUUUGCAAGGAAUGAACGUCACCAAGGACGAUGCUGAUGCUCGGACCAUCAUCUCAACUGCGCCGUCCUCUCCAGCUGCACCCAUGCGGCCUCCAUCCAUCAGAAAGAACAUGGAGAGUUCGGAUGCCCACGAGGAUGUCAUCGCAAUGGAAGAUAUCACACCGGCCCCUUCGACCAGUUUCCCACGCCUGAUCAAGGCUGUUUGUCGCACCGAUAUACAAGCGUAUGAGGAUUUCCGAGAACUGUUCACCACGUCGAGAUUGUCCAAGCCGCCGAGUCGUGCCACCAGUGGGUCUUACGCCGGCUUGAAUGUCAUGAGCCUUGCUAGUCUGAGCACUGGCGGCUUCGGCUCUGCGUCCUCGUCGCCUGCGAAAUCCAAUACCCAUUCUCCCAGCGGGAGCGUGUCGUCUCCUCAACCAGUCACAUCCCACAUCCCAUUGAAGGAAACCCGCUUCUACAAGCGAGUGGCUGUAGAAGAUAUUGAGCCAACAUUACGACUGGAUGCCGCUCCUGGGAUCUCUUGGCUAACUCGGCGGUCUGUAUUGGGUGGAAUCUGUGAGGGUAGUCUGUUGGUUGAGCCUAUGCCUUCAUCGGCUAAGCGGUACGAGUUCCCAUGCUCACUCUGUGGCGAACGCCGGACCGGCUCCGUCAACGAGAGGACUCAUCGUUUCCGCACUUCCGACAACGAGACCGCCCAGCGCUACCCGCUGUGUGUGCUUUGCUUGGAGAAGGUACGAUCAUGCUGCGAGUUUACAGGAUAUCUUCGCUUGAUUCUCGACGGGCAUGUUCGAAUUGGGGAUGCCGAAGAGGAGAAGGAAGCCUGGGAUGAGACUAUAAGAUUGAGGGAAAGAAUGUUUUGGUCCCGGAUUGGUGGCGGCAUCAUUCCUUUGAAAAGACCUCCCUUAACGAGGACCCAUUCGCGUCUGCUCCCGCGGAUGUCGCGAUUCCAGUGA